CAAGCUGAAGUACAACCUUUCUUUUUUCUGAAGAUACAAAUGUCACUUCAAAAGCACCUUGCGGAUGAAUUGAUCAAGGCUAUCGAACUUGAACAAAGUUGUGACCUGCUCACAACAACCCAGUAUUUGCUGUCCUACAGCCCGAAAACAUUGGCUGCAUUUGGUUUGGCAGUUAUAAAUUUGAACGUAUCCAAUUUCAAAACAGCCUUGACUGGCAAGACCUCAAUCGAGCUUUCCCUAGACCCGGCUCUUUGCCAACAAAAUGAUGAAAUUCAGACAGGAUCUUUGAAAGUGGGAGAUAUUGUUAAGUUAGAUCGCAUGAGCUCAUACUGCUCUGAACAUGAAACGUCUUUGGAAGGGGUUGUAACACGCUUGAACGGAAAAAUCAUAAAUGUGAGUUUGAAAGAAGAUUCCAUGAAUGAUACCUUCUUAGCUAUUUAUAACAAUACCGCUCAUGAAAAUAAUCGCAUGUGGAUAGUGAAGCUCACCAACUCGAUUACUUAUAAAAGAAUGGUACAAGCCAUGAAGAAAAUGAGGGAUCUAUCUACCCAUGAAAAGACCGAUGUGAUACGGAUUCUUCUAGGUGAGCAAGAGUUUCAGCCAAGACAAGCAGCUGUAUCCCAGCUUCAAUUUUGGGAUGCUAGUUUGAACGAGUCCCAAAAAGAUGCAAUACAAUUUUCGAUCUUCAAGUCCCCAAUCGCAAUCAUACAUGGACCACCAGGAACUGGUAAGACACAUACAUUAGUUGAACUCAUCAAACAACUUCGAUUCGUUCAUGGCGAAAGAAUACUCGUCUGCGGUGCAUCGAACAUUUCGGUAGACAAUUUAUUGGAAAGAUUAUCUCCGUCUUUUGCGCCAGUUUGUGAGGAAGUAGCACACAAAAGAUCAAGAAAAAAAAAUCAAAGGAAAACCCAAGCCCUCCCAGAAAACCUCAUUCGAGUGGGGCAUCCAGCUCGGCUCCUAUCAUCCAAUCUUCAGCAUUCUCUCGAUGUACUCUCAAAGUCAGGUUCACUCGCAGAGGGUGGUGACAAUCAGCUUGUAUUGAGGGACAUUCAAAAUGACAUAAAAAAUGUUCUCACAUCGUUGAAAAAAUCAAAAAGUUUCAACGAGCGUAAGGCACUAUGGACUGAACUAAAACAGUUGAAACGUGAGAUGAGAGAAAGGGAGAAACAAAUAACACUUGAUCUUAUUACACAUGCCGAUGUCGUUCUUUCUACACUUCAUGGAUCGGGCUCAAAUGAGCUAUUCAAUGUUUACAAAAAUAUGGAGUAUGGUAUUGAUAAGCCUUUGUUCGACACUAUAAUUAUUGACGAAGUGUCCCAAUCGUUGGAGCCUCAAUGUUGGAUUCCAUUAGUGAAUCAUUUAGGAUGUCGAAGAUUGGUGAUAGCAGGGGAUAAUCAACAAUUACCGCCUUCAGUUGAAUCAAGAGAGGAAGCAUCUGCUUUGAGAAGUCUGGGCGAAGCUAUUGCAGACUUGCAAAAAACUCUUUUCGAUCGUCUCGUUUCUGAUCAUGCAGGGCAUGAAUUUAAGAAAAUGCUAAAUGUUCAAUACAGAAUGAAUAAUGAUAUCAUGAGAUUUCCAUCUGAUAAGCUAUAUGGCGGGGGCCUCACCGCUGACAAAACUGUGAGAUCAAUCUUACUUUGUGACCUAGAUGGAGUAGCGUCGACGGAUGAAACAACCGUUCCAUGUAUAUGGUAUGACACACAAGGCGGCGACUUUCCCGAACAAAUGGAGGAGGAUAAUGCUUUUCUCAGUCAGAACGCUUCAAAUGGUUCCAAAUUUAACGAUAUGGAAGUACUCGUGGUAAGAAACCACAUCAACCAAUUGAUUACAGCUGGAGUUUGUCCGAGUGACAUCGGAAUUAUUUCUCCCUAUAGCGCUCAAGUCGCUGCAAUGAAAAAGCUGUUGAUCCAAGAGGACCUGGAUGAAAUCGAGGUUUCAACAAUAGAUGGAUUCCAAGGAAGAGAAAAAGAGGCAAUAAUAGUAUCCUUAGUGCGAUCCAAUGAUUUUGGCGAAGUUGGAUUUCUAAAGGAUUUCAGAAGACUAAAUGUUGCGAUGACCCGUCCCAAGAGACACCUCUGUGUGAUUGGAGACAUGGAACUUCUCGAAAAAAGUGGGGUGCAGUUUCUCCGCGAUUGGGUAACCCAUGCGGACGAAGUUUUUGAUGUCAGGUAUCCAGACAUAAUGAAUUUUUGAAUUGAGUUAUUUAUGUGCCAUAUGCCUAGCUUUCAAAGCAUGAAUCUAGAUCAGAGUUCAUGCAGUUUAUUUUUUGUCAUUAUUCCAUUAUGAUACUUUUUGAAACGCUUGUUUUUUUACUCCCUGCACAGAAAUUGGAUUGAGUUAACACCCCUAUUCGCCUCGGCUUCUUCCUUUUUCAAACCGUAGGCUAGAAGUCUGUAUCUGAUCUGCAUAACGGUCAAUGUGCCUUCAGUAAACUACGCCAAAUUUUGUCAACCUUUGUAUCUUUCAUGCAAGACCUCAUGCGAGAACCCGAGGUCAGUCGCGUUCGCGACUUCCGGAAUGAAAGUAUAGUUUACCUUUCUUUAAAAGGAGCAUUAUUCUAUCAAUAUCAGGC
This is a messenger RNA of Metschnikowia bicuspidata var. bicuspidata NRRL YB-4993, 2575 nucleotides long. Its product is annotated as ATP-dependent 5'-3' DNA helicase. The record is from RefSeq and is a predicted model, not a curated record. Gene Ontology annotation, molecular function: 5'-3' DNA helicase activity; ATP binding; DNA binding. NCBI's taxonomy places the organism in Eukaryota, Fungi, Ascomycota, Pichiomycetes, Serinales, Metschnikowiaceae. The transcript is spliced from 2 exons. Bases 40 to 2196 code for a protein of 718 amino acids.